Messenger RNA from Empidonax traillii (willow flycatcher), 1629 nucleotides. RefSeq lists its product as uncharacterized. The record is from RefSeq and is a predicted model, not a curated record. Bases 1 to 1614 code for a protein of 537 amino acids. The transcript has 13 exons. NCBI's taxonomy places the organism in Eukaryota, Metazoa, Chordata, Aves, Passeriformes, Tyrannidae.
AUGUCAAGAAAUACAAUAUUAGAAGAUGAACAAGAAAGAUUGUACAAAGGAAUGAUCAAAGGACUGAUGAAUGUGGCUUCUGGUGAAAGACUAGAAACAUUGGUGCAAACAGUUAACCCUUCAGGCUGGCAAGUCUCUGAAGAUUCUGCAAGAAUUGAUCCUGAAGCUAAACCACAGACUGCCAUUCACUCAUUUGUUCUUCUACCGGGCAGCGUUAUCGAUUGUUCAGAGGACAUACAGGAAUAUCCGUCACAUGUGAUUAAAAGUCUUACAGUAGAAGACACACCUGAGGAGGAUGGAGAGGGAAACUCAUGGUUGCACAAGCUUGGAAUCAAUAUAAACAAGUGGUCAUUUCUGAAUUCCUUGAUUGGAUGGAGUGAAAACAGAACUCAAGAAAAAGAUCAUGUUACAAUGUCUGGGGGUUGUUCUGACACUGAUCACAAAGUAACUGAGCUGACAGAAUGUACAACCAAAGAAGUGCUGUAUAUUCCCUACAAUUUAGCUACAUCGUAUAUCACCAAGAUUGUAAAAGACAUGCAGCAAAUGAAAAACAAACACAUGAAAAUAAUCAGAAAACUAGACAAUAUAAGGAAAAAAAACCAGGAGCAGACUAUAACUACUAUAAAGAAACAUGGAGAGAAAAUGAGGUGUCUGAAAUCCCAGUUAGAAGCUUACCAAGAACUGAUGAACCAGAGCAACACACACUGGCAAGAUAUAGUUAAGAGCCUGAGAGAAAGAAACAGACAAUUGAUCCAAGAGAAUGAAGAUCUUCUUCACCAAAUGAAACAACAAACAGAGAAUUGGGAAGAAGAAAAGGUCUGGAUUCUAGAAAAUUUGUGUAAAACCCUAGAUUAUCUUUAUACCCAACAUACACUGACUUUGCAGGAUCUUCACAACAUCAGUCUACAUGUGGAAAAGCUGCAUGACCUCAUGAAUUUUCAGAUAAAAAUUCUUCAGGCAAAGUCUGAAAAGGCAGAAGGAGAAAAAUCAGAUGUGUCAGAGGUUUCGCUACUAAAAACAGAACAAAUAACUAAUGAAGAACAGAAGACUGAAUGGUCAAUAGAAAAAGGAUAUCUUUGGCAGGGACACACCAUCCUACAAAAGAUACAAGAAUCUUUGCAGAAGCGAGAGAAGGAAGUCACUGAGCUUCUACAAAGUGAAAGAAGAUUUAACAAGGCAAUGAAACCUCAAAUGACCAUGCUAGCCUUCUUGAAAUCUCUUGUCAAGAAGGUUCACAUGAUAUAUUGUGAUGUCCCUGAGGCACAACACUGCAUCAGUCAGCUUAUUAGGAAGAAUGACGAUGAAAGAGCUGAUUGCAAAGAAGCCUUUAAUAAAGCUCAGGCUGACAUUUUGUCCUAUGAAGUACUUCAUGGAAAUGAACCUAUGGAUGACAGAAGGAUACACCUCCCAGCAAAGCUUUUCAGAAAUAUUGGGAAAGCAAAGUCUGAUUUAGAAUAUGUUGAAACAGAGAAAAUUGUGUUUGAUUGUAUCCAGAUGGGGGAAAUCCCCAGCUGGAUUAAAAGGGAUUGUCUUUACGCAGCCUGGACAGAAGACCCUGCAACUUGCUCUAAGGAGACAGAGUCACCAUCCCAAGAAGCUCUUGCAGAAGUUUAAAAUGGAAAUCAAGGU